Molecule: messenger RNA, 1128 nt
Organism: Miscanthus lutarioriparius
Lineage: Eukaryota; Viridiplantae; Streptophyta; Magnoliopsida; Poales; Poaceae
Source: the annotation of a GenBank genome assembly
AUGAGGGCAAAUGUGCAAGCAACUACUUCAUAUAGACAUUUGAAUAAUAGGAACCUAAGUGUUUUCAAUGAGUUCUCGAAGCAACUAAAGGGUGAGGCGAGCAGCAAUCCUGAAUUCCAGAAAUCCAUGAAGGAGUUCGGAGAGAAACUUGGUGUGGUAAAGGAAGAUCUCAAAGUAAGAACUAAGAAGACGACUGAGACAAUAUACAAGGGUGUUGAUGAUGUUUGGAGUGAAGCUGAGGAGACAUCUAAAAAGGUAAAAGAAAGUUUUGGACUUGGAAAAGAAGAGAGCACAAGUUGUAGGGAUGGUUCACCUGAAGCUUCAAAACAUGAGAAAACUGAGGCAUCCUCACAUUCAGAUGGCACGUCUGAAGAUGCCACAGGCAGCAAUACAUUGUUUACUAAAUGGAAGUCAACAAUCUCAUCUGCUUCACCAAUGGUAUCCAGCGCAUUUGCAAAGUUGAAGGACACAAAAGUUUCAACUUUAGCUAAGCAGGGAUAUGAAAUCGUCAAGGAUGAAUUAAGCUCUAGCUCUAGCAGAAAGAGAAAACAUCAAGCUAGGCAUGCUUCUGCUAAAGUAGAAAAGAGUACAAGAACCGAUUUAGGUCUUACGCCAACAAAAAAGUCAGUAUUGGGUGAAAAAUGGGAAGCAUUUAAGAAUAAGGUCCGAGGGCACCCAGUAUAUAAAACAGUGCAUGAAUACACCAAGCCUGUUGUAACCAAGGGACAAGAGGUAGCUGAGGAUGUCCGAGAAAGAUGGGAGACAAGUGACAAUCCAGUGGUUCAGAAAAUUCAAGAGUCCUUUUCUCUGUCUGAUUUUGUUGCUGAUGUUCAAGAAACGAUCAAACCAGUUCUAACUGCGUAUUCAAAGAUCCUGCACAUUUCAGAAGCUGAUGUAUUGGAAACAAAAAUGUUUGGAUCUUCACCCGUAAUUAUCUUGUGCCAGAUAUACUGUGUUCGAGAUAGAGAAGGGCAAGUCACAGAAGGAGGACAGGAUACCAUCCAAACCGUCUUCUACUCGUGGGCUAUGCAACUCAUGGGCAGCGACGAGGUGGCAGAAGAAGAAUCAUAUUAUCCAGUGUGGCGGCUGCGUGAGAUGCAGCAAGCUGGCAUCAAAGCGCUCAUAUAG